CCCUGAAAGAGACGCGCCCUGCCGGGACAGACGCUGCGCUCUCGCCGCGGAGCACCCCUCUAGCUUACUCGUCUCUGGGACAGACGCUCAGGCUCGUCUCUUGCCCUAGCCAAACUUGCUUUCCCGCCUCGCAAACUCCGGCUUCCCUCCACUCCCAGCUCUUUUCCCUCCACUUUCCCCUCCUCUGUCUCCCACGCCUCAACCCCCUAUCCCCACUCCUUUCUCCCGCCCUCUCCCUUCCCUUCUCCCCCCUUCCACUCCCAGUCCGCUUCCACCUCAGACUCCCGGUGCGCGCCCAACUCGGUCGCCCGCUCCCGUUCGGCUUGAAGCCAUGGCGGGACCUGGGGGCUGGAGGGACAAGGAGGUGACGGAUCUGGGACACUUGCCGGAUCCAACUGGAAUAUUCUCACUAGAUAAAACCAUUGGCCUUGGUACUUACGGCAGAAUCUAUUUGGGACUUCAUGAGAAGACUGGUGCAUUAACGGCUGUUAAAGUGAUGAACGCUCGUAAGACCCCUUUACCAGAAAUAGGAAGGCGGGUGAGAGUGAAUAAAUAUCAAAAGUCUGUCGGGUGGAGAUACAGCGAUGAAGAGGAAGAUCUCAGGACUGAACUAAACCUUCUGAGGAAGUACUCUUUCCACAAAAACAUUGUGUCCUUCUAUGGUGCAUUUUUCAAGCUGAGUCCCCCUGGCCAGAGACACCAACUUUGGAUGGUUAUGGAGUUGUGUGCAGCAGGCUCAGUCACUGAUGUAGUGAGAAUGACCAGAAAUCAGAGUUUAAAAGAAGAUUGGAUUGCUUACAUCUGCCGAGAAAUCCUUCAGGGCUUAGCUCAUCUUCAUGCACACCGAGUAAUUCACCGGGACAUCAAAGGUCAGAAUGUGCUACUGACUCAUAAUGCUGAAGUAAAGCUGGUUGAUUUUGGAGUGAGUGCCCAGGUGAGCAGAACUAAUGGAAGGAGAAAUAGCUUUAUUGGGACACCAUACUGGAUGGCACCUGAGGUGAUUGACUGUGAUGAGGACCCAAGACGCUCCUAUGAUUACAGAAGUGAUGUGUGGUCUGUGGGCAUCACUGCUAUUGAAAUGGCUGAAGGAGCUCCUCCUCUGUGUAACCUUCAGCCCCUGGAAGCCCUCUUUGUUAUUCUGCGGGAAUCUGCUCCUACAGUCAAAUCCAGUGGAUGGUCCCGCAAGUUCCACAAUUUUAUGGAAAAAUGCAUGAUAAAAAAUUUUCUGGUCCGUCCUACAUCAGCAAAUAUGCUGUAUCACCCAUUCGUUCGGGAAAUAAAAAAUGAACGACAUGUUGUUGAGUCAUUAACAAAGCAUCUUACUGGAAUCAUCAAAAAAAGACAAAAAAAAGGGAUUCCUCUGGUCUUUGAAAGAGAAGAAGCUAUUAAGGAACAGUACACCAUGAGAAGAUUCAGAGGACCCUCUUGCACUCAUGAGCUUUUGAGAUUGCCAACUAGCAGCAGAUGCAGACCACUUAGAGUCCUGCAUGGAGAACCCUCUCAGCCGAGGUGGUUACCUGAUCGAGAAGAACCACAAAUCCAGGCACUUCAGAAAUUACAGGGAGCAGCCAGAGUGUUCGUGCCACUGCAAGCUGCGGACAAGGCACCUAGGCCUCUCCAGGGUCAGACUCAGGCACCUCAGGGUCAGACUCAGGCACCUCAACGACUACACGCGGCAGCUCGGGUGUUCAUGCCACUGCAGGCUCAAUUUAAGGCUAAGGCCUCUAGGCCUCUGCAGAUGCAGAUUAAGGCACCUCCACGACUACGGAGGGCAGCCCAGGUAUUCAUGCCACUACAGGCACAGGGUAGGACACCUAGGCCUCUACAGGCACAGACCCAGUUACCCAAAGAACAGCAGGCUCAGGCUCAGGCCCCAGCAUCAGAACAGCCCCAAGAUCUGGACCAGGUGCCAGAGGAAUUUCAGGGGCAAGAUCAGGUCCCGGAACACCAUCAAGGGCAGGGCCAGGUUCCUCAACAGCAGAGACAAAACCAGGUACCAGAACAGCAGCUGGGGCAGAACCCAGCACCCGAACAGCCAGAAGUACAGGAAGAGGCUGCUGAGCCAGAACAGGAAGAAACUGAGGGAGAGGAACCUGAGUCAUUGCUAGUGCACGCCCAGGUGUUCCUGCCCCUACUGUCACAGAACCACCAUGUGCUGUUGCCCCUGCAUUUGGAUACUCAGGUGCUCAUUCCCAUAGAGCGUGAGUGCCAAAUCGAAGGGUCACCUAGGGCACAGAUCUGGGCCCUGGAGCAACCACAGGCAAUUGGCUCAGUUCAAGCACUGAUAGAGGGACUAUCAAGAGACUUGCUUCAAGCACCAAACUCACGUAACUCAAAGCCACUUGGUCCACUGCAAACCCUGAUGGAAAACCUGGCAUCAGAUACCUUUUACUCGAAACCCGAACAGGCACGGAAGAAAAAAUCUAAAGUUUUUAGUCUAAGGCAGGCACUGGCAAAAAGACUGUCACCAAAGAGGUUCAGGGCAAAGUCAUCACGGAGACACGAAGAGCUUGAACUCUCAGAUUUAGAAGCUGGCAGGCAAAGGCGCCAACGCAGAUGGGAAGAUGUCUUUAAUCAGAAUGAAGAGGUAUCGAGACAAGUUGAAAAUGACAAAGAAGAUGAGUCAUCAGACAAUGAUGAGGUAUUUCAUUCUGUUCAGGCCGAAGUCCAAAUAGAACCAUUGCAGCCAUACGUUCCAAAUCCCAGAGAAAAUGAGGUUCAAGACGGACCCAGUAUGCCUUACAACCAGGAUCAUGCAAAUGGUGUCAAGGUCUCAUCAAGUGUUCCUCAGCGAUCUCUUUUGGAACAAGCUCAGAAGCCCAUUGACAUCAGACAAAGGAGUUUUCAGAAUCCUCAGAAUUUCCCAGCAGCAUCAGAAUCUUCUUCUGAGGAAGAAAGUCCUGUGACCAGGAGGCGAUCUCAGUCAUCACCACCUUAUUCUACUAUUGAUCAGAAGUUGCUGAUUGACAUCCAUGUUCCAAAUGGAUGUAAAGUAGGAAAAAUAUCACCUCCCGUAUACUUGACAAAUGAAUGGGUAGGCUAUAAUGCACUCUCUGAAAUCUUCCGGAGUGAUUGGUUAACUCCCGCAUCUGUCAUUCAGUCGCCUGAAGAGGAUGGUGAUUAUGUUGAACUCUAUGAUGCCGGUGCUGAUACUGAUAAUGAUGAUGAUACUCGUGAUGCUUAUGAAGAUACCUAUGACCUAGCCAAUGGCAGUGAUGACGUGGAUAACCAGGUUUAUCAGGCUAAUGAUGUCUGUAAAGCCUACGAUGAUGAUGACAACAAUGAUGAUUCUGUUGAUGACACAGACAAUAAUCGUGGUGAUGUGCCUAGUUGGCCAAGGGCAAGCUAUGGCCGAGAUGGACACUGGAAGCAAGGUGUCUAUAAAAGCCAUAAAGCCAAUAGAAGCCAUGGAGAAAGUGCAGCCACUGGGGGCAGUGCAGCCAUUGGAGACCAAGAAGGACAUGAAGCUGGUAUAGGCAUUGGAAGAAGCAGCAGCAAUGGUAAUGGAGGUAAGGGAGUCAGUGGAACCAAUGAAGAGAGUGGAGCACUUGAACUGAAUAGAAGAGAAAAUUACUCAGAGACAGACCGUCCAAGAUUGGAGAGACUUGCAUCCUGGGACUUUGAACAUCAACAGGAGGAGCCAGGUGACAGAAGUGAGGCUUCAAAUGCAGCACCUGCUGAUGGAAAUGCUAAUGAGGACAUAUUGGAAUUAUCAAUACAAUCAGAUUUUUCUGCCUUCAAUUCAUCUCCUUCCAAAGAUUCUGGAAGGGUUACUGAUACUGACUUUGCCAGUGCCACCUUAUGUUCUGGAUUCGAGGAAAUGCCUGAGGAAUCAUCUAACCAACCUUCUGAAGUCAAUGUUAACCCAGUUUAUGUAUCCACAGAGUACAAAAAACCACUAAUCCACAUGUAUGAGAAGGAAUUUACUUCUGAGAUCUGCUGUGGUUCAUUAUGGGGAGUCAACUUGCUGUUGGGAACACGAUCUAAUCUGUAUCUGAUGGACAGAAGCGGGAAAGCAAACAUUACUAAACUUAUAAAGCGAAGACCAUUCCGCCAGAUUCAAGUCGUAGAGCCACUCAAUUUGCUGAUUACCAUCUCAGGCCAUAAGAACAGACUUCGAGUAUACCAUCUGAGUUGGUUGAAGAACAAGAUUUUGAAUAAUGAUCCAGAAAGUAAGAAAAGGCAAGAGGAAAUGUUGAAGACAGAAGAAGCUUGCAAAGCUAUUGAUAAGUUGACAGGCUGUGAACACUUCAGUGUCCUCCAACAUGAAGAAACAACAUAUAUUGCAAUUGCUUUGAAAUCAUCAAUUCACCUUUAUGCGUGGGCACCAAAGUCCUUUGAUGAAAGCACUGCUAUUAAAGUAUGCAUUGAUCAGUCAGCAGACUCCGAAGGAGACUACAUGUCCUAUGAAGCCUAUAUACGAAUACUGGCAAAAAUACAGGCAGCUGAUCCAGCGAACCGGUUUAAGAGACCAGAUGAGCUCCUUCAUUUGCUGAAGCUCAAGGUGUUUCCAACACUUGGUCAUAAGCCAGUGACAGUUGACCUGUCUGUUGGCUCUGAAAAAAGACUAAAGAUUUUCUUCAGCUCAGCAGAUGGAUAUCACAUCAUCGAUGCAGAAUCUGAGGUUAUGUCUGAUGUGACCCUGCCGAAUAACAAUAUCAUCAUUUUACCUGAUUGCUUGGGAAUUGGUGUGAUGCUUUCCUUCAAUGCCGAAGCCCUCUCAGUGGAAGAAAAUGAACAACUCUUUAAGAAGAUCCUUGAAGUGUGGAGAGACAUACCAUCUUCCCUAGCUUUAGAGUGUACACAGCGAACCACAGGAUGGGGCCAGAAGGCCAUUGAAGUGCGCUCAUUGCAAUCCAGGGUUCUGGAAAGUGAGCUGAAACGCAGGUCAAUUAAGAAGCUGAGAUUCCUGUGUACCCGUGGCGACAAGCUGUUCUUCACUUCUAUCCUGCGCAAUCGCCACAGCCGGGUUUACUUCAUGACCCUUGGAAAACUUGAAGAGCUCCAAAGCAGCGAUGGUGUUUAAAAGCUUCCUAUGAUUUGUUGCAAUAUUUACUAACUUCAAACGUAUGCAAUUUGCGUCUUCAGAUUUCUGAGAUUAAAUGAGCAUUCAGUUUUCUUUUUAGUGAAAAAUUAAAUCAGAAACUUAACUUUUAAUGUAGCACAGAAUAGUUUAAUGAGAAAUGCAGCUUUAUAUAUAAAAUUAACUAUAGCAAGCUCUAUGUACUGCAAUGGUGUACAAUGUCUUUUGCACAAACUUUGUAACUUUUGUUACUGUGAAUUCAAACAGUGCUCUUUGGACAGUUUGGACAGUAUCUGUAUUCACAUUUUACAACAUGGAGUAAAGAAUCCUGUUAUGAAUUAGAUUAUAAGCAGCUUUAAAAAGAAUUGGCCCUGGGUAGGAUUUUUCUGAAAAAGAAAAGCAUUGACAAACCAUAUGUGAUUUUUCUAAAGUCAUAUAAGGAACCAAAGGUUAGAUCAUGAAACAAAAAUCUUAAGGACUGUGUUAUAACCCAGACUAAGGUUGAACAACCUGCAUGCCCAGAGAAAACUAUAGUAAUAAAGAGGAAAAUGGAAAAUGCCACCCAUUUUCCUCACCUGCAUCAUGACAGUUAAGUUCACAGUUAAAGACCAGUUGUGUUCUUUUCACCCCAAGUUAAGCUGGUUUUCUCCCAAUAAGAAGAAAGGAAGAAAGCCUCAAAUGUUUGGUUUUCCUCAGAACCCCCAAAGAUGUGCAAUAGCUGUUUUUAUAAACCACCAAAUAAUACACUUGCAAGCCUGAAUACAGGACUGAACUCCUAUAUACAUGUACUGUAGAAUUAAUUCAUUUUUUAAUACUUUAAAGUAGGCGUCAAAUUCUACCCCCAUGAGAAGAUUGGUUGAUUUAUCAAAAUUAUUAUCUGGCCAACAUUGUUACCAUCAAAAAACAUUAAAUAUUUGCCCAAUCCCAGAUUAAACUAUAUAAAAAUUUCCCUUCAGUUAUUAAACAAAAACAAUAACACAAAUGCAAAAACUUUGCUAAUACCUAUGUUUUUCAUGUUUCUAGUUUUGUAAAAUCAGAAAUUAAAAAUGUUUCAGUGGUGUAGGUGCUUAAUGUUAUAGAUAAAAAAAGGAAAAGAUUUUCAAAACAUAUAGCUUGUAUCAUUUCUCUAUGUCUGCAAAAUUAAAGUAGUGAAAGUCAUUCUAGUCCAUCACCCAAAUAUCUUUAUAGACGCCAAAGAUAGGUGAUGUUUGGUCACCUAUGGUAACUGCUACCUGGUAAAAAGCAUAAUUUCUGCAUAUCCAUCCUCAAUACCAUGGUUAGUUCUGGGGCAAUAGAGAAGCAACAGAACUACCACAAAGUAUACCUCAAUAUAAUUCCUCUAGUUCUGCUUCUAAAAUCUGGAGACAGUACUAGUGGGAUAAUCAUUUUCAAACUACCUGGUUAACCAAAAUACAAAAGCAGCUGACUAUGUGUGAUUUCAUGAUAGCACACAUUAUUUCUUGGCACUCGGUGCCAGAAAUGAAGAUUUGGAUUUUCCUAACAACUUAUAUCAAGAGUGUAGUAGCUCAGUAAUGAGAAUUUAGGAGAACCUGAAUCCACGAAUUAAAGACAUAAAUGUGAUUCGCAUUUCUGUUACUGUGACACAAUAAUGUGAUCCUAAAACUGGCUUAUCAUUGAGUGUUUACAACUCAAAUGACUUUUUAAAUACCGUAGUUUAAAAAGAAAAACUUUUAUGUCAAAUUAUUUCCUUAGAAGUAGUCUUCAUUAUUAUAAAUUUGUACACCAAAAGGCCAUGGGGAACUUUGUGCAAGUACCUCAUCGCUGAGCAAAUGGAGCUUGCUAUGUUUGAAUUUCAGAAAAUUUUCUCAUUUAAGUAGUAUGUAGAAUCAAGUCUUUUAAUAAUUCAUUUUUUUCUUCGUAUUUACUCAAAGUUAAGCUUAAAAUAAGUUUUAUCUUAAAAUCAUAUUUUUAAAGCAGUAAGACAGUAAACUAUUUUAGCAAAUCAACUCCCAUUGUGUUCUGUGGCAGUUAAUCCAGUAAACAUAGGUAACAGUGAACUGAAUUUACAAAGAGAUCCCAAAGUAACCACACAAGAGAGAUUGUAAAUGUGUAACUGAGCUUUAAAUGAUAGGUGUUAAUAAAGAAAGGAAGCUGAGCACAUAUCAAGAAGGGAGAUUGAAAUGUUGGGUAGCCAAAUAGAAAGGACUGAAAAUAUUUAAAGUGGUUCAUAGGCAACGAAUAUUUCCAAUUUAGAUAUAAAUCCAUCAGGAAUCUUUUACAUCUUUUGCCAACUGAAACAAGAAAGUUAAAGGGACAAAUGAAAUUUCAUAGUCAGUGCACUUUGUAAUAGACAAAAGAAAUUGUGUCUACACUUCACGUAAAGCAGCAGUGCCUGGAUGCCCCAGCCCAUCACACAAGUGUGGAGGGGGAUUUCUGACUAGCCAGUUUCCCUAUCCCUGUGAUUGGAAGCAUGAAAGUUCUGGCAGGUCGUGAGCAGCACUAGGGACAGAGUAUCGCUUUAUUUUGGUGUAAUUUAGUUGUUUCACCAAAGCCCUUGUCCAAAAUAAAAAGGCAUUGUUGGAAGUAUUUGAAAAUUAGAAAAUGAUGGAUGAAAAGGGCUGAUAAGAAAAUUUCUGAGUGGUUACAUCAGUUGAAGUAAGGUAAGAUCCUCAGAGGAAACAGUAAGAAGGGGUGAUCAUUAAGAUAGUAAAACAAGCAAAGCAAAAUCACACAUGCACUCUCGCACAUAUAUCAUUAGAAUGCAUACAUUUUAAUGUUUUCAGUGCUGUUAGUUUCUAGAUAAGUUAAUCAGUAAGUGUUAUCUGCCAGGAUUCAUUUAGUUGAGACAGUAUCCAUUAAACUAGGAAUAAUGCCACAUGAAUUUAAUGGGAUCUUUUAAGUACUCUUUAAUGUGUUUUAAGAAAUUUGCCUACUUAAAUCAAUUUGUAUUCAAUCUGUAUUCUAGAAAAUAUUGAAUCAAUCUUCAAGACUGCUAAUUGUUUUAUCAGAAAAUCUGCAACGAAUCAUUAUUCCACCUCUAAAAUAAAAUUUUAAAAAAUC
Molecule: messenger RNA, 8044 nt
Organism: Microcebus murinus (gray mouse lemur)
Lineage: Eukaryota; Metazoa; Chordata; Mammalia; Primates; Cheirogaleidae
Source: RefSeq, a predicted model, not a curated record